Messenger RNA from Agrilus planipennis (emerald ash borer), 614 nucleotides. Its product is annotated as dynein beta chain, ciliary-like. Gene Ontology annotation, cellular component: dynein complex. The coding region runs from base 1 to 594 and encodes 197 amino acids. Gene Ontology annotation, molecular function: minus-end-directed microtubule motor activity; dynein intermediate chain binding; dynein light intermediate chain binding. The transcript has a single exon. Lineage: Eukaryota; Metazoa; Arthropoda; Insecta; Coleoptera; Buprestidae. Gene Ontology annotation, biological process: microtubule-based movement. The record is from RefSeq and is a predicted model, not a curated record.
AUGGAGGAAUUGAUGGAAUUUUUGUUUAUGGAUAAAGUACCUGAUCCUUGGGUAGCCAAAGCCUAUCCCAGCCUACUUGGCCUUAGUGCGUGGUGUGCAGACUUGGGAAAUAGAAUUAGAAGCUUAGAAGACUGGUCUGGCGAUUUAAAUUUGCCUCCAACAGUCUGGUUGGGUGGAUUCUUCAAUCCACAAUCAUUUCUUACGGCCAUUAUGCAACAGACGGCUCGAAAAAAUGAAUGGCCGUUGGAUAAGAUGUGUCUGCUUACUGACGUAACAAAGAAACAGAAAGAAGAUUUUACGAGUCCACCAAGAGAGGGUGCUUAUGUCCACGGACUAUUCAUGGAAGGGGCACGAUGGGAUAUCGCUACUGGUAGUAUAGCUGACUCGAAACUGAAAGAAUUGUAUCCAGUUGUGCCCGUAAUAUAUAUUAAGGCGAUUACGCAAGAUAAACAAGAUCUGAAGAACAUGUACGAUUGUCCCGUUUAUAAGACGAAAUUGAGGGGACCGACCUUUGUUUGGACAUUCAAUUUGAAAACUAAGGAGAGACCGACAAAGUGGACUUUAGCAGGCGUCGCAAUUUUACUGCAAAUAUGAUGUAGAAUAUUAUUUUAGAA